Messenger RNA from Cyphellophora attinorum, 1527 nucleotides. RefSeq lists its product as uncharacterized. The transcript has 3 exons. Lineage: Eukaryota; Fungi; Ascomycota; Eurotiomycetes; Chaetothyriales; Cyphellophoraceae. Bases 1 to 1527 code for a protein of 508 amino acids. The record is from RefSeq and is a predicted model, not a curated record.
AUGUCCUACUUCGCGUCUUCUUUAUGGGGCCAACAAGAGAACGCAAAGAAAUCUCAGCGCUCUGAGCACAAAAAGUCGAAUGGGAAAGCUGCAAAUGUUGACGUCGCCGAUCAUCGAAACAAGCUACCCAUCGAUAGCAGCAUGAGUACGCCCGUUUCUGCUCAGAUCGUUAUGACCGAGGGUCAGAAGAAACGGGAGCAAUCAGCCCAUGCCGACAGCCACAUGCGUACUGCAGUUGAUACGACGGACCAACCUUAUGACUCGGACCUCCGCUACAGCGCAGGACCCGAUGAACCCAAGCCAGUCAAGAAAAGCGUCGAGGACCUUGAACUCCAACUUUCGCGCAAGGAUACCGAGUUGAAGGCAUUGAAGGAUGAACUCGCUAAUCAGAAAGUGCUCGAUGGUCGAACAAUCCGCCAUCUGAGGAAUCAGUACGAUGACUUACGGGCGAACACCGUCGGCGAGCCCCGAACAUUGCGAUCCGCCAGCCUGCAGUACCAUGAGCUCCAGGAACGAUUCGAGACGGUGUCGGAGGCUCUCAAGGAAGCGAACGACAAGUAUCGGAAUCUUGCUAAGGGUUACGUACAGUUACAGCAAAAGCUGAAACUGGCGACGAAAAAGAACCUUGCAGCCGCCACAGACACCCGGGUGCAAGCGGCGUACAAUAAGUUUUGCACCACAGUUGAACGAUGGGUAGACACACAGGUGGACGACGCAGAGAAGUUCCUUCAGGAAGUCUGGUUUCGGGAGUGGAAGAACGAUGAUUGCAAGAAUGCUAUCAUCUUUGCCAUCGCUGGUCAAAAGCUCCUCAACGUUCUCGAAGCGAAUCCGGACGUCGAAGUAUAUCUCACCCAGUUACUGAUAUUCGGAUUGCUGCAUCACCUCGUCCUCGAUACAGGCGAGCGUUUCCUUGGGCUGCAUAGCGAUAUCGAAAGAUUCCUAGACAUGGUCGAGGACGGUGCUGAUGAGUUGCGUAAGGCUCCAGAAGAACGAACAGUGACCAUUUGGACAGCGCAGUGCUUUCGAGCCAUGCUCAAGGUCGAAUUCUUCCAAGGCUUGCAGGAAGAGCGCCGAAAGCAAGCUUCCGCGCUGACCAAUCGUGUCCUCGGGCCGCUAUUCAAACAUGUGUCUGGACAUUCGUUCGAUCCAACAUCGACGCAUGACCUUGUUCAGGAAGCCAUCAACCUUUCCAACACGCUCAACUCACUCCCGGGAAAGUAUCACAUGUCCAUGGAAGACCGUGCGGGCCACGAUGUCUUCAUUGCCCUUGAUAAACUCGACCAAUUCGAUAUCAUCGACGUCGCCACGGCUGCACCACUUCGUCCACGGGGGCAGGCCAGGGCGAGAGAGAAAGGCUCGACUGUUCAGAGACUAGCUAUCCUAGUUCCAGGCCUGGUGCGGAGAGGUGAAGAUGGCAACGAGGACGUGGUAUUGAAGAAACCAACGGUGCUUGUCCACAUUUACGAGCCAACUCAUCACCCUGUCGAGCGUGAGGGUGAAGAGCUAUUGGACGAUCGUGAAGGCUAA